GAGAACACGAUGAAACUGAUGGUGAUGGUCCGUAACUCGGAGUUCCUGGCCCGGGUUCUCACCACGUACUUCGCCGCAAUGCCGACGGAUACGUCCGACGACCGCCAGCUUCAUUUCGGAGAACCCAUCAAACAUGCCCUUAGAUUGUUCCGUGAGCUCCUGGACCGGUCUCCCAGUUCUUACGUACAGGUAGUCGCGCCCCUGGCAGUGUUGAGAACUACCAUUAACGCUCUAAGAGCCUCAAGCACUGCUGUGGACGACGACAUAGAAACAAAGUUGGCGGAGGUUGAAUCGCGCAAGGACGCCAUUUUUGACAUCAAGCGCAAGGGAGCAGUUUUGAAAGACGACGACGGAACACUUGCCACGCGCCUGGACCGACAACUUCAGCUCGAGGCGCCUCCAGACGACUUCAGGGAACUGUCGGUCAUCCCGACUUUCGAAGACAUCCACACUGACAAGGAACCGUUUCUUCGCCCCAACAUCGUCCGUGGCCGCUACCCUGACGUGGACACGUAUCUGGACGUCCAGUUCAGGCUGCUGCGAGAGGACUUCGUACGGCCACUACGAGAGGGUAUUUCCGAGUUCCUGGACAUGCGCCGACAGGAAUUGGGCCAUGACCGCAGGCUCCAAGACAUCCGUGUCUACCAUGACGUCCACGUGGUUCACCCCAUCUGCACGAACAGUGGGAUCGUCUACAGGAUCCAGUUCGACGCUGCAAGACUCCGAUGGGUUCGCUGGCGCUCCACAAAGCGCCUCAUUUUUGGCUCCCUCCUCUGCCUCUCCAAGGACGAGUUCAAGACCAUGUUCUUCGCGACGGUCGCAGAAAGCGAUGCGAAAGAGCUCGAACGAGGAUGCGUGAUGAUUCGUUUCGAGCAGAACCUCGAAGCCGCAUCGGCCAUCAGCCCCACUGAGACGUUCAUCAUGGUAGAGACAUCUGCCUACUUCGAGGCCUACCGACACGUCCUGAAGGGUCUUCAAGAGGUUCGACAGAACACAAUGCCGUUCACCAAGUACAUCGUGGACUGUCACUGUGCCAACGGCGUAAAUCCACCAGCCUAUCUACGAGGGAGGUUCGGGGAUGUCCACUACGACCUCAGAGCUCUCGUUGAGGCCCCAAGGCAAGAGAGAGUGAGGCGUCGUGUGAGGCGUCGUGUAAGGCCAAGGUUCGGCCAAUUGGUAGACCCCGAUCUUGAAGAAUCAGAUGACUCAGACGAAGAGGAGGAGGUCGUUGAUGUAUACGACGGCAACAAUCCACAGGUCGCUAACGCCCGGGCAGUUUCCAUUCUACGAGAGGAUAUGUGGCCUUCUGCUGAUGCUCUGCAUCUUGACGACUCCCAAUACCAAGCCGUGAAGAUGGCACUGACGAAAGAGUUCUCUGUCAUCCAGGGCCCACCGGGAACUGGGAAAACUUACAUCGGGCUCAAGAUCGUUCAAGCUCUGCUGAAGAACAAGAGCGUGUGGCUGACGGAUCAAGAUCUGCAGAACAGCCCAACCAGGCCCAUCCUUGUGGUUUGUUACACAAACCAUGCCCUGGAUCAGUUCCUAGAAGGCAUUUCUGAGUUCUAUCAAACAGGCAUUGUGAGAGUCGGAAGCCGAAGUCAGAGUGAAAAGAUGGAGAAGUUCCAACUAAACAACAUCCGGUUCAGGCAUAGGGCGUCAAAAGACGUCCCUCGAUAUAUUCAUGAAGGCAGUAUUGGGACAAGGGAGGAGAUGAAACAUCUCGAAGCAGCCAUGGAUAUGGCUGUAGCACAGAUGAGGUCCACGCAAAGGGGAUCCCUUCAUGAGUAUGCGCUAAUGCACUUGAUGGAUGACAAGCACAGAGAAUCGUUGAUGAGCAUGCGACUCGUAACCAACGACUAUGGGUGGGUCAGUGUAGGGAAAAGGGGCUCUGUAAUCCUACAGUGGCUUGGUCUCAGAGGAAACGUCUUCAUAUUGCCCGGAGGGGGCAACCAGAACCAAAAGGAGGAGAAAGAAGAAGAACAAGAAACAGGAGACGAGGAUGAAGAAGAAGGAAUUGAUGUGAUGGGAGAAGCCGACUUCUUGCAGGACCAGCGCCUCCUUGACAACGUUCAUGACAAAAGAGAGAAAGCCAAGAGGGAAGUCGUCAGUGCAGACGUCCAUCUUGACCUCGCGAUUGAUAUUGAGGCACUACAGCAUGAAGAGGAUCAGGCCAAGCAACGCGGUCAGUGGCAAGUACAUACCAGUGCGAAGAAGAAGAAACAGAAGAUAAAGCGCGAGCUCAGCAAGACGGACAUGAUGACCGACACUGAAGCUAGCAACGUGCGAAACGUCUGGACGCUGCAGCUACUCGACCGAUGGCGACUCUAUCGUCACUGGGUGGCCAAGUACUGUGCCGAAAAGAAGAAGUCUAUCAGGAAACAUGAACGAAGCUACGAUCGUGCGGCUAAACGUCACAUGGAGUUCCAGAGGCAAGAAGAGAGCGAGAUUAUGAAAAAAGCAACCGUCAUUGGAAUGACCACGACUGGUGCUGCCAAAUACCAAUCGGUUCUGCAAGACAUCAAGCCUGCCAUCAUAGUUGUAGAGGAGGCAGCAGAAGUUCUGGAGGCCCACAUCGUCACAACGCUGUCUCAGCAGUGCCAACACCUCAUCCUGAUCGGGGAUCACCAACAGCUCCGCCCCAACCCAACCGUCUACCAACUGGCGAAGAAAUACAACAUGGACAUCUCCCUGUUCGAGCGGAUGGUGAAGAAUGACAUGCAGUGUCAGCGGCUUCAGUCUCAGCAUCGCAUGCGGCCAGAGUUCGCUCGGCUCCUGACGCCGCACAUCUACGAGUCGCUGGACAACCACGAAUCGGUGCUCAACUUCGACAACAUCAAGGGCGUCUCGUCCAACAUGUUCUUUGUGGAUCACAGCUACUGGGAGGCGCACGACAGCGACACAAAAAGCCGGUCCAACACGCACGAGGCGCAAUUCUUAGCCGCCUUCUGCCGCUACCUGCUUCAGCAAGGAUACAGGCCGUCCCAAAUCACCAUCCUCACCACCUACACGGGUCAACUCUUCAACUUCAGGAAAGUCAUGCCGCGGCAGGUCUUUGAGGGUGUUCGUAUCUGCGCCGUGGACAACUUUCAGGGAGAGGAGAACGACAUCAUCCUGCUGUCACUGGUGAGGAGCAAUGACGAGGGCAACGUGGGAUUCCUCAAGGUUGAAAACCGUGUCUGUGUUGCAUUGUCUCGAGCGAAGAAAGGUUUCUACGCCAUCGGCAACCUGACAAUGUUGUCCCGGACUAACACAUUGUGGAGCAAGAUCAUUCAAGAGCUGCGGGAGCAAGGCUGUGUGGGUACGCACCUUGCGCUGUGUUGUCAAAACCACCCCGACACCAGCAUCAUGGCGGUCACUGAGAAAGACUUUGAAAAGGCACCAGAGGGUGGCUGUAUGCGGCCUUGUGAAUUCAGGUUGUUGUGUGGCCAUGUCUGCGCAAGCGCUUGUCACCCAAUGGACCCUGAGCACAGAGAGUACAAGUGUAAGAAGCCUUGUAAGAAUGUCUUAUGUGACCUCGACCACAAGUGUCCCAAGUUCUGUUACGAGAUCUGUGGCUCCUGCCAGGUGCUUUUGGAAAAGACCAUCCCCAAAUGUCAACACAAACAGAUGGUCCCAUGCUCUACAUCUCCGAGCUCAUUCAUAUGCCAGAUACCGUGUGAGAAGGCCCUUCCCUGUAACCACGCAUGCAAGAACACGUGCGGCCAGGAGUGCACCACAUCCUGCAUGGAAGUGGUAACACAUCAGCUCACCUGUGGCCACACAGUCCAGGCGGCCUGUUCGGCUAAAGACCUGGUCUGUGACGCUCCGUGUCCACAGUUGCUGAAGUGCGGCCACCCUUGUGCUGGUACAUGCCGUCUUUGCAAGCAAGGAAGGUUGCACCGCCAGUGCAUGCGACAGUGCAACCGUGUGCUUGAAUGCUCCCACCAGUGCAAAGGAUCGUGUACUCAGGAUUGUCCUCCGUGCAGCAGUCCAUGCCAAAACUCCUGCCCCCACAGCCGCUGCCAGCAUAAAUGCGGGAAGCCAUGCGUACCGUGCCAGGAGCCCUGUGAGUGGAGAUGCAAACAUCACAAGUGUAACAAGCCCUGUGGUGAGCCCUGCGAUCGUCCUCGGUGCAACAAACCCUGCCGGAAGACCCGACGCUGCCGCAAGUGUAAGAAAGACCAGCCAUGCAUCGGUAUGUGCGGGGAACCAUGCCCGAACAAGUGCGGCGCUUGCGAUCGUAAAGAGUUGACAAAGAUCUUUUUCGGCACCGAAGAUGAGCCUGGCGCCCGAUUCGCGCAGCUGCGGGAUUGCGGCCACGUGCUAGAGGUCAACGGACUGGACCAGUGGAUGGACACCAUCGACAGAAACAUCCAACUCAAGCCCUGCCCGAAAUGCAAGACACCAGUACGAAGCACCCCACGCUAUGGGAAAGCCAUCAAGAGUAUCCUGGUAAUGAUCGAGAAAGUCAAGAGGAAGCGGUACGUUCCAGAGGAACGGAGAGAAGCUACUACCAAAAAGUUGUUGGAGGCGCUCGAAAGUGAUGUCGACCUGAAAUAUCGUUGCCACGCAACCGUGAUUGAUCUCCAUAAGCAAGUGACAAGCUGUCGUCUGUCUUCACCAGAGCAGGUGGCCAUGUUUGAAAAGAAGGUCUUUUUCCUGAAGAAAAUUGCAAGACGCAAGAAAGAUAUGGUGAGCCUAUCUUCCUUUGACAAGCACCACAUCCCGGAAUUGAAACGGGAAAUCGAUGAACUAAAGAAGUGGCUGCUUCGCUGGACGGAUCAUGUCAGUGAACAGGAGUGGGAGGAGUUUGGACGGGAGGUGACCCGACUGAAGUUUCUCCUGAAGCUCCGCCUCCUUCAGAAGCGAAUCAGGAGGACACAAACCAGCCUGAACGAAAUGGCCCAGGCGAACCUCGACAGUGUGGAGAACAGGCUGACUAGGUUCGAACCUUUCACUGAAGACACAGAGAAGCUGGUGAAGCAGGAUCUGGAAAAGAUCCAGGAACAGACCCCGCAAGGCUCUGUAUUGGAGGAUGCCGGAGCAAUGAGUUCCGCCACUCUGCGAAGGAGGAUGCUGCUACAGCAGGCGUCGGUCAGACAGCGGCUUGGCACCGGCGAUGGACGGAGCGAGACACGCGCCCAAGUCCGAACCGAUCCGGCAAAGCUGGAGGACCACGACGUGGAAUUCGACUAG
Messenger RNA from Branchiostoma belcheri (Belcher's lancelet), 5175 nucleotides. Its product is annotated as NFX1-type zinc finger-containing protein 1-like. NCBI's taxonomy places the organism in Eukaryota, Metazoa, Chordata, Leptocardii, Amphioxiformes, Branchiostomatidae. Bases 10 to 5175 code for a protein of 1721 amino acids. Gene Ontology annotation, molecular function: helicase activity; zinc ion binding. The transcript has 7 exons. The record is from RefSeq and is a predicted model, not a curated record. Gene Ontology annotation, cellular component: nucleus; nuclear RNA-directed RNA polymerase complex. Gene Ontology annotation, biological process: regulatory ncRNA-mediated heterochromatin formation.